Molecule: messenger RNA, 1441 nt
Organism: Drosophila nasuta
Lineage: Eukaryota; Metazoa; Arthropoda; Insecta; Diptera; Drosophilidae
Product: cytoplasmic 60S subunit biogenesis factor ZNF622
Exons: 3
Coding region: 130-1335 (401 amino acids)
Biological process (GO): ribosomal large subunit biogenesis
Cellular component (GO): preribosome, large subunit precursor
Molecular function (GO): nucleic acid binding; zinc ion binding
Source: RefSeq, a predicted model, not a curated record
ACCCUGUGCACGAGGAACGUGGGGCACUCAUUGUUGUUUUUCAGUUAAUCAUAAACUCGUUGUGAAAUUCCAAAACACUUUGCGUAUAGAAAUAAAAAUACACUACAUUACCAAAACCAGAGCAUAGAAAUGUCGAAUUUUACGUGCAUCAAUUGCGAUGCUCGCUUCGCCAAUGCCGAAAUACAGCGGGAACACUACAAAACCGAUUGGCACCGUUACAACCUAAAGAGGCGCGUGGCGCAGUUGCCACCAGUGGCAGCCGAGGAGUUCCAGCAGCGUGUGCUGACCGCCCGCAGUGCGACAGAGACGGCAAUCGAAGAGCAACAGAUGAGCAUCUAUUGCACCGCCUGUCGCAAGCAAUUUGGCAACCAAAAGGCACACGACAAUCACCUCAAUAGCAAAAAGCAUAAGGAUGCUCUUGCACGCUUCGUUGAAACUGAGCCGCAAUCAUCGUCGCCAGCUUUGUGCGUUAAGAGCCGCGUUGAGCCACGCCCACAUCCUGCACUGGCGGCGGCUGCAGCUGGCAAAGGUCGCUUUGCAUUCGCGGAGCGCGCAAUGCAAAUCGAUGAGGAUGCUGAUGACGAUGACGAUGCCGACUUUGAGGAUAUCGAAGAGGAAGAGGUCGAUUCAGAUGAAUGGGAUAAGAUUGCCGAAAAUCCGCUAAGCGAACGCGAUUGCUUGUUUUGUUCAGAGCAAAGCAAGGAUUUGGUGGCGAACCUCAAGCAUAUGUCGGUGGCACAUUCAUUCUUCAUUCCCGAUGCCGAGUACUGCACAGAUAUGGAGGGUUUGAUCUACUAUCUGGGCGAAAAGGUGGCCAACUAUUUCAUCUGCUUGUGGUGCAAUGAUCGCGGCAAAACCUUCUAUUCCCUAGACGCUGUGCGGAAGCACAUGCUGGACAAGGGUCACUGUCAGAUGUUGCACGAAGGUGUCGCUCUUGCCGAGUACGCCGAGUACUAUGACUACAGCAGCAGUUAUCCCGAUAACAAAGAAGGCAUGGAUAUCGAUGAAGAGGUUGUGCCCGAGCUGCUAGAUGGCGACGAAUAUCAACUGGUGCUGCCCUCUGGCGCCGUAAUCGGGCAUCGUUCACUGCUCCGCUACUACAAACAGCGUCUGCAUCCCGAGCGCGCUGUCGUGCUCAAGAAAUCGGAUCGUAAGCUGCAUCGUGUGCUGAGCGAAUAUCGUGCACUCGGCUGGACGCAGACGCAGCAGCAGGCGGCGGCGCGGAAGGCGAAGGACAUUCAUCUGAUGAAGCGAGUGCAGUCCAAAUGGCAAAUGCAGCUGGGCACCAAGGCCAAUAAGCUGCAGAAACAUUAUCGUGCUCAGGUGCUCAUUUAAGUCAUUCGAGCAUGGCGACAACAAUAAAAAAAAUAAUACUGAUUUCUCGUGUUUUUUUUUUCUCGCUUAAAUUAAGCAAAAUUUGUUUUCAUUUUACAACUACUAC